AUUUUGUACCUAUCACAGAGCAAGUAAUAUAGAAUAUCUACUAUCUUCAACUUUAAUUUUCAAUUUUGCACUUUCUGACUUGCAACGCUGAAUACUGAAUAGUACAUAUUGAAAGAAAGGUUUAACUUGUGUUUACUUAUUGGAAAAACGUUCCUUACAUUGUACAACCAAAACGUCAUUCAUCGAGUUUUAACAUUUUCAAACAAAGACUGAAGUUUAAAUAUGGUUUGUCAAGGGCCUGAACCUCCAGAUAACUCACCACAAAACUUAACACCGCCCCCUAGGCACGAGUUAAUUACAAAUGGCCACCAAGAUGAUAGUGAUGAUGAACAAAAUGAUCAUUUUGGAUAUGAACCUCUACCACAGGGGCCAGAAGCUAUAAUAAAUGACCAUGACAGCGAUGAAGCCGAUAGUGAUGUAGAAACAUCACAGUGUCCUGCAGCGGAUGUACCUCCAAUAGAACCAAUGGAAAAUGUAUUAGCAAGGGAGGUAUGGAGUUCACCUCGAUCUACAGACACUAUUCAGAUGGAUAAUGAAAGAGCCCAGCAGGUUAUGUCAGCCAUGGCUAAUUUUGCUUUGCCACAAGCAUCAAUUCCAGAAUGGGCACAGAGUAUAUCAGAAGAACAGUGGAAGCAAACUUUGAAUGAUAGGAUUGAAAAAUUAAGGGGCAACAGAUAAAUUAUUUAU
Colias croceus (clouded yellow) is the source of this 687-nucleotide messenger RNA. RefSeq names its product male-enhanced antigen 1. The transcript is spliced from 3 exons. Gene Ontology annotation, biological process: spermatogenesis. NCBI's taxonomy places the organism in Eukaryota, Metazoa, Arthropoda, Insecta, Lepidoptera, Pieridae. Bases 223 to 678 code for a protein of 151 amino acids. The record is from RefSeq and is a predicted model, not a curated record.